Molecule: messenger RNA, 7139 nt
Organism: Cricetulus griseus (Chinese hamster)
Lineage: Eukaryota; Metazoa; Chordata; Mammalia; Rodentia; Cricetidae
Source: RefSeq, a predicted model, not a curated record
UCUGGCGGUAACCACGCCCUGGAUGAGCGCACUGGCUGUUCUGGGGGAAGCUGAGGGAAACUGAGUACGCGCGGAUUGCCAGUUGCAGCCAGUCACCCGCGGGCAGUUCUCCUCCCCGAGCCAUGGCAGCAGAGAAGAAGCGGCUUUCUGUGAGGGAGGCUUUCCAGCUGGCGCAGCAGCCACACCAGAACCAGGCGAAGCUGGUGGUGGCGCUGAGCCGCACGUACGGCGCGAUGGAUAAUAAGACAGCUUUUCAGGAAGAGUUUGUUCAUUACCUUAAGUAUGCUAUGGUGGUAUAUAAACGUGAACCUGCUGUGGAGAGGGUCAUAGACUUCGCAGCCAAGUUUGUUACUUCAUUUCACCAGACUGAUGAGGAAGAAGAGGAAGAGGAAGAUGGUGGCAUUUUAAAUUAUUUGUUUACUUUUCUUUUAAAGUCUCAUGAAGCAAACAGCACUGCAGUCAGAUUUAGAGUAUGCCAGCUCAUUAAUAAACUUCUGGGGAGUAUGCCAGAAAAUGCUCAAAUUGAUGAUGACUUGUUUGAUAAAAUUAAUGAAGCCAUGCUUAUUAGACUGAAAGAUAAGAUUCCAAAUGUAAGAAUACAAGCGGUUUUGGCUCUUUCUCGACUCCAAGACCCCAAGGAUGAUGACUGUCCAGUAGUUGAUGCAUAUGUUACUUUGAUCGAAAAUGAUUCAAAUUCAGAAGUUAGGCGUGCGGUGUUAUCCUGUAUUGCACCAUCAGCAAAGACUUUGCCAAAAAUUGUAGGACGUACAAAGGAUGUAAAGGAGGCUGUCAGAAAGCUGGCUUAUCAGGUGUUAGCUGAAAAAGUUCAUAUGAGAGCCAUGUCCAUUGCUCAGAGAGUACUGCUUCUUCAACAAGGUCUUAAUGACAGGUCAGAUGCUGUGAAACAAGCAGUGCAGAAGCAUCUUCUUCAAGGCUGGCUGCGUUUCACCGAAGGGAAUAUCUUGGAGUUGCUUCAUCGGUUAGAUGUGGAAAAUUCUUCUGAGGUUGCAGUUUCUGUUCUCAAUUCCUUAUUCUCAGUGACUCCUCUCAAUGAGUUGGUGGGAAUCUGUAAAAAUGAUGAUGGCAGGAAGUUGAUUCCAGUGGAAACAUUAACUCCUGAACUUGCUUUGUACUGGUGUACCCUUUGUGAAUAUUUGAAAUCAAAAGGAGAUGAAGGUGAAGAGUUUUUAGAACAGAUUUUGCCAGAGCCUGUAGUAUAUGCAGAGUAUUUACUGAGUUAUAUCCAGAGCUUCCCAGUAGUUAAUGAAGAACAGAGAAGUGAUUUUAACUACAUUGAAAAUUUGAUGACAAGAGAAUUUAUAGGUCAGCAAUUGAUUCUAAUUAUAAAAUCUUUGGAUACCAGUGAAGAAGGAGGAAGGAAACGACUGCUGGCUAUUUUGCAGGAGGCUCUAAUUCUGCCUACAACCCCGAUAUCCUUAAUUUCUUUUAUUGUUGAGAGACUCCUUCACAUCAUCUUAGACGAUAACAAAAGGAUACAGAUUGUCACAGAAAUUAUCUCAGAGAUUCGUGCACCUAUCGUUACUGUUCAUGUUGAUCCAUCUGAUACAAGAAAGAAGGAACUCAAGAUGGCUGAAAUAAAAGUUAAGCUUAUUGAGACUAAAGAAGCUUUGGAGAAUUGCAUUGCCAUACAGGAUUUUGAUCAGGCAUCAAAAUUAAAAGAAGAGAUAAAAACAUUAGAAAAUGCUAGAAUAAACCUGUUAAAAGAGAUGGAGGAACUUGAAAUUAAAGAAGUUCACACCGAAAAGAAUGAUGCUGAAACAUUACAGAAGUGUCUUAUUAUGUGCUAUGAACUAUUGAAGCUGAUGUCCAUUUCAACUGGAAUUGGUGCAACCAUGAAUGGGAUCGUUGAAUCUUUGAUUCUCCCUGGAAUAAUAAGUGUUCAUCCUAUAGUAAGAAAUUUGGCUGUUUUGUGCUUGGGAUGCUGUGGACUACAGAAUCAGGAUUUUGCAAGUAAACACUUUAUGUUAUUUUUACAGGUUUUGAAAAUUGAUGAUGUCACAAUAAAAACCAGUGCCUUGAAGGCAAUCUUUGACCAGCUGAUGACAUUUGGGAUUGAACCAUUUAAAACUAAGAAAGUUAAGGCCAUUCAGUGUGAAGAUGAAGAAAUAAACAGUGAUGAUGAACAAGAAGCAAAAGAUGUUGAAGAGACUGCCACAGCUAAGAAUGUUCUGAAAUUCCUUUCUGAUUUCCUAGAUAGUGAGGUAUCUGAACUCAGGACAGGAGCUGCAGAAGGACUAGCCAAGCUGAUGUUCUCUGGGCUUUUGGUCAGCUGCAGGAUUCUUUCUCGACUUAUUUUGUUAUGGUAUAAUCCUGUGACUGAAGAGGAUGUUCGACUUCGACAUUGUCUAGGCGUGUUUUUCCCCAUGUUUGCUUAUGCAAGCAGGACUAAUCAGGAAUGCUUUGAAGAAGCUUUUAUUCCCACCUUGCAAACACUGGCCAGUGCCCCGGCAUCAUCUCCUUUAGCUGAAGUAGAUGUCACAAAUGUUGCUGAGUUGCUUGUUGAACUGACAAGACCAAGUAGAUUAAAUCCUCAGGGAAAAAAUUCCCAAGAUUAUCAGGCCUUAACAGUACAUGACAACUUGGCUAUAAAAAUUUGUAAUGAGAUGUUAACAAGUCCAUGUACACCAGAAAAUCGGGUUUAUACAAAAGCUUUGAGUUCUUUAGAACUCAGUAGUGGUGCUACAAAAGAUCUCCUGCUUCUAUUGGAUGAGAUUCUGGAGCAAGUAACAGAUAGGACAUGUCUGAGAGCUUUGGAGAAAAUCAAGAUUCAGUUAGGCAAAGGAAGUAAAGAAUCUGACCAAGCUGUAGUAGCACAGGAUGUCAACAUGACUACAAAUGUUCUUCAGAAUGAAGAUGAAGGAUAUGUGACUCCUCUGAGGAAUGUAAAAGGAGCUCAAGCAUCAAAAUCCACACAAGGAAAGACUAACAGAGGACGGAGAAAAGCACCACCUUCAUCUAGGACCAAUAGGAGACGUCAGGCUUCUAAGACUGACUCUGAAAGUGAUCAUGAUGUUCCAGAACCACCAUCAGAGAUGAAGAUGAGAUUACCAAGACGAGCCAAGACAGCAGCACUAGAGAAAAGUAAACUUGAUCAUGCACAGUUUCUUAAUUGAGGAUUUACAUUAAGAGAGCUGAAUAAGGAUGGAAUCCUUUGAAGUUGUGCUUAUUUCUUUGCUUUAAUAGGUACUGUGGUAAAAUAGGAAAUACCUGCUUUGUUUCCAGAAACAUGGAGUGAUGCCAAAUGACUUUGGCAUCUGUCAUUGUGAUCCAUCUGCGUGGGUUCAGACUUGUUUUUAUUAGAAUGUUACUGACAUUUGGAAAAAUUUGAGAAGCUUAGAUAGAGAGUAGAUCUAACAUAGGUGACAGUGUCAGACACCAAACAAAUGGCAUUUUAAGGAUGAUGUAUGUAUAGCUAUAUAGAAAGCUGCUUAUUACCAUUGAAUAUAAUGAACCAAAGCAUUCCUUAUUUACAUUAAACAAUGGCUUUGAAAAUUUUAUGAUGCCUAUACUAAGUAUUUAUUUGAUAAUCUUACCUCAGUGGGUAAUUUUCUCUUCCUAAAUCUUUCCAUAUAGUAACACUUGUUUAUGAAUGUUUCUGAAUUAGGGAGAUGUCCACACACAUUAAUCAUAAAGAUACAUUGAUUUUUGGCACAUCAAAAUAUAAUCUACCUAGAAUAAUAAACAAUACUAAUGGGAAGUGAAAGUUAUAAGAAGUCAUCUUUAUGGACUUUUAUGAGCAGUUUCUUUGCUAUCAAUUUCAAUUAUCUUUUGAAGUUAUUACUUAUUAAACAAAAAUAUUUGUUUUGAAACUUGCAUUGUAAAAAUAGUUUUUUAUUUCUGCCAUAUCCAAUGAAACACCUUUGAUUAUUCCUGAUACUGACAUUUUUAUUUCAGAUUAAACUGUCCUAACAUGAAGUUUUUGCUAAUUGUGCUUUAAAUUUUUUUGUUGCCAGAGGCCAUGUAUUUCAACUGAGUUCUAAGAUGGAGUGAAGGUAAUAUUGCUGGUUUUUAGAACCAAAAGGCUAUUCUAUGUACAUAAUAUGUGCUUUAUAGAACUAAGAAAAGGAGUCAAACUUACAAAGCAAGAGUGCUUAUUAAGCAAAAGGAAAAGGCAGUUAUGGUAAUAGUAUAAACCAAUGAAAAACACUGUUGUUCUUCAUCUCUUGGCUCUGUGUCUUUUCCUGUGCUUCAUAUUCCUUAUUGUUAUAUUUCUUGUUAAUUUCCUGUCUUAAAACAAAUUCAUGGAGAAUAGGAAGUCAGAAGGGACAAAACAGUACAUAUAUAACAUGAUGUAAGGGAAUUCUUUAGGAAUGAACUACGAUCCCAUUUAUGUAUGUGCAGAGUAUCCAAAAGGAAAGAUACUGUGAUCAUGUAGACACUGUACUGAAGCUUGCUUAUUUGACAUAGGAAAACCAGCUUUUAAUCACUAAACCAUUAGUAGUCUUAACUACUCAGAUUUUAGACAAUAGCCAUGGCUGCAGGUAUACUUUGUAUCAUUAGCAUUAGUAAGGAAUAUUGUCCAGCUUCUAUAGGAUAUCCCUGUAAGCUUUGGAGUAAACUGCUAAAAUACAAUAAAACCAACAGGUAUAAAAACAGUUAUCCCCCCCUUUUUUUUUUUUUCAUUCAAAAUUGUUAAUUUAAACCAGUGUUCUUGUUUACCAUGAGGUACAAAUUUGCUGAGAAGUAAACAUGCAAUUGUGCCAUUGCUCUUAUGGCUCACAGAUGAGAGAUUUAAAUUACAGAAAGAGAACUGAUAACCUAAAUUCUUUUUAUGAGUGAAAACAUGCUAGUUGAUAAGCUAAUCAACAUUUUUCUAUACAUAUAUAACUUUAGAAGAGAUAGACUUCCAAGUGAUACCUUUGCCUUUCCCAGUUUGCUUCGAGGUAGUUAGUAUCCACCUGUUACACAACUGUUCAUGGGUUAGGUCAUUAUCACACACCUUUACAAUACUAGCGUUCUAAAUUACAGAAUAUGUAUAUGUCAAAACUGCACAGAAAUAGAGCUGGGCAAUUACAUGUUUAAACUGAGGGCAUUAAAAAAUUUACCAAUAAAAAGAGAACAUCAAAAUCUCCUUUUGUUGCAAAACUCCACAAUGAUCUUGUGUAAUGUUUGUAAAAAACAGAAUUAUAAUAAAAAUGAUUAAUGCUAAUGAUUUAAUAUAAAGACAGAUCACAGGACUAGAAAUAUUUUAGGAUCAAUUGGUUUUCAUGAGAGAAUAUUGACAUACAAAAUAAAGAUAGUGCAAGGACUGCAGACUAUUUUUCUUCAUUUUUGAGAUUUUGGUUAUGAACUGUACAGCUUGCUAGAGAUGCUGCUGUUAGAUUCCAUUCAAUAGGAUGAUUAAGGCACAUCUUAAUGGGGCUCAAUGGGCAGCUUGCUGUGUUCCCAUCAGACAAAUCCACUUUCUCAUCAGUUUUCAUUUGUAGUACUCUGUAAAAAAAAAGUGUAAGGCAUUUUAAGUUUAAAUUUCAUUUGUUAACCUUGUAGUAGUAAAGUUUGGAAUACUGUGUGCACCCUAAAGCAAGUAAGCAAAGUACUUAUCAUUCUGACAAUUCUUGUUCUAUAUGCUGCCUUAGUGAACUGUGAUGAACUAUGCCAUGUAUGCCUCAAGGUGUUCACUCAGAUAGCCCAGUACAAAAGACAUCAAUCACUGCAUUACAUUAGUUUAUAUAAGAAAGACAUUUAACUUAUUGGAAGGUCAAUCCUUUACAUCAAGACUACUUUUAAGAGAAUGAACAUUUGUUAAUGCCUGAUGUGUUCUAGACUCAUUCACAUGAAAUUAUCUCAUUUUAAUUACAUUGCUAAGCAAGGUUGUAUAUUUAAAGUACAAAUAUGAUGACAUACUGUAACUGGUGUAGAAUUGGGAACAUAACCUUUCCUGUUCUUGCUCCAUUAGCUUUCUAGUGGACUGAUUAAUUAUUAAGAGUAGACAAAAAAAAAGGCAUGUUUUGGUAUAAAUGAGUCAAGUUGUCCAGCCUGUCUUAUCUAUUGUCUAGCUUAGUGCAGGAACAGAGGCAAUACCUAUAGGAUACUGCUUGCCUAUUACAUAGAACUCUUUUCUUCUUUUUUUAUGUUUAUGGAGUUGAUGGCUUAUUUGGUCUUAGGUUGGGUUGGUCAGAUGUCUUCCAUAUGGUUAUUCUUUAUUGCAUGGCCUCUGGUUCUUGGAAGACUGUAGUCUUAUUUCACAUGCUAAUGGACAAAGUCCCAUUUGCUCCUUAAAGUUGUCAUUUAGGUAAUCUUGCCCUCCACUUUGCUUAAUCACAACUUUCCAUGUGUCAGGGCCUGACCCAAAUCUGAUAUUUUAGAAUGUACUUUAGAACUUGACAAAACAAUGGCAGAAUUUUUCUUGCUUCUUCACUAGUGUUUCAUGUCUGAUAUCUUCUAGAUCUUAAAGAAAGGAGAUUGGGAUACCAAACUCUGAAGAUAAAGUACUGUUGAGUAUGUGGCAGUUGCUCAAUAAAAAUAAUGAAAUGACUAGAAAAAUCCAGCUCCUUAAAUUUAUGCAAACUUGAGUCCAGAAGAAAAGGUUUCUCCACUUUAUGUGUAAUGCCUACUUUUAGGCUCAUAUUCUAUUUAGCAGCUAGAUGAACACUCAUUUGACUUGAACUGUUAGUUUAUAUAGACUACAACUCUCCUAAGCCUUUUCCAACUGUGUAUCUAUGAAUCUUCCUAUUGAUAUCAAGAAUAUUGAGGUAACUUGAUGUAAGUGACUUGAUAGAGCUGGGCAGUGGCACAUUCAGACUCCUGUAACUUGUUUCUGAUUUCUUCUGUACAAUUUAUAGCUAUUUAGUAAACUAAAUCGGAAUUACAUGUUUUAACACCACUGGCAGUCUCAGUGUUUUUUCUCUAGGCACAGACAUUUUCUACUUUAGGAUGGUUUCAAUUUAUAUAAUUAGAUAGUAGGCAAAACAACAAAUUAAGUUAGCCUGUUAGUCAUAAAAAUACAUUAAGUGAAAGCAAAAUCAGAUACAAUUUGUACAUAUUACUAUAUUUAAAAUAAUGUUUUGGUUGAUAAAUGACAAAGAUGCAAGUGGCUAUUAUCAGAAAUGUUGAAUUUGGAAAAAUAUAUUUGGUUUAUUGUUAAACUGAGCUACUUGGGUAUCAUUUUUUUUUUUCAA